Molecule: messenger RNA, 2131 nt
Organism: Ictalurus punctatus (channel catfish)
Lineage: Eukaryota; Metazoa; Chordata; Actinopteri; Siluriformes; Ictaluridae
Gene: gpr55a
Product: G protein-coupled receptor 55a
Exons: 2
Coding region: 278-1264 (328 amino acids)
Biological process (GO): positive regulation of Rho protein signal transduction; phospholipase C-activating G protein-coupled receptor signaling pathway
Cellular component (GO): membrane
Molecular function (GO): G protein-coupled receptor activity
Source: RefSeq, a predicted model, not a curated record
AGUACAGUGUUUUGUGUCUCUAUCAGAAACAUCAUGUUAGUAUAGCCGUAACCCCUCUUUCUCUCUCUCUCUCUAUUUCUCAACCUCUGUCUCUCACUGUCACUGUCUCUCUAUCUGUCUGUCUCUCUCACACCUCCACAUUUCUUCCAUGCCUUUUAUCAGCCUGUGGGUUUUUCACAAUUCUCAGACUGACACAGAGAAGCAGUGAGGAAGUAAGAACUCAGAAGUUGUUCGUCUUUGAUGGCAGCGGUGUUUUCUAGACGGUAAAGUUUUGGGCAUGGAAGGCUGCCGUGACUGGGUGGAGUGUGUUCAAUUUGGGUUCUACAUUCCCAUCCUCGCAGCUGGUUUUCCUUUAAACAUGGCCGCCUUGUGGCAGCUGUUCUUCCGCGUUCGUCGCUGGAACGAAUCUACUAUUUACCUCCUGAACCUUGUCGUUAAUGACUGCCUGCUCCUGCUUGCACUGCCGUUUAAAAUCAUGGCUUACCACCGGCCAUGGAACCUUGGACGCUUUUCCUGUUCACUGUUUGAGAGUUUUGUCUACGUCAACAUGUACGGCAGCAUCCUGCUGAGCGUGUGCAUCUCUGUGGAUCGCUAUGUCGCUCUGCACUUUCCCUUCCGUCGCCUGCAAUCCAAACGGAAGGCUGUGUUUAUCUGCACAGUUGUGUGGGCAUUAUUGUUUGGGUUUAGCUACCCGGUUUACGAUUUACACAGGGACAGCAGUAACGUGUCAUUCUGCUUCCAGAACUUUUCCAACCGCACAUGGACGAAACAGUGGAUUGUAGUGUGUGUGGAGUGUGUGUUUUGGGGCAGCACUCUCAUCAUGGUGCUCUGCUCGGGGCACGUUGUUAAAAUCCUGCAUGAUUUACGUAAACGAAACCCCAAUGAUGCUAAACUACGAAACAACAAGAGUGUAAAGAUCGUGCUCAGCAACCUGGUGGUGUUCCUCUUAUGCUUCAUUCCGUAUCACAUCGCUGUGCUUCUUUAUUUCUAUGUUAAACAGAACAACAUAUCAGAUGUUGGUGAACUGCGUAAAUUUGUCCACCUAAGUCUGUGUGUGAGCAGCGUGAACUGCCUCGCAGAUGCAGUCUGUUAUUAUUUCAUACUGAAAGAAAACCUGCAGAUUGCCCAGCAAGACGCCAGAGCCAACACACUCACACAGCACACACACUUAUCCACAGCAUACACAGUAACACACACACUUAUCCACAGCAUACACAGUAACACACACACUUAUCCACAGCAUACAAACAGUAACACACACUAAGAGGAAAAUAAUGUUAAAUAAAACAUGUAUCUGUGCAGAAUUACAGUGUUUACAUAUGGACACAUGGAUUUAUUCUACUGCCACACCAGGAGUUUUCAGUGUGAUGGUUUUUGUGGUUUGGUAGCUGGAUGUGGCCACAUACACUAACUGAUAUUAACAAACAAAACAUUUAAAUAUAUUACUCUUUUAAUUAUGAGCACACACCAAAAAACACAGUGACAACAACGGGUGGUUUAUUUAAUUCAGACAUAACACUGAUUGUGUUUUGAUUCAGAAUCUGUGCAGUAGAAUCACACUGAACUUGCAUAUUGGUGUGCGCGUCUUAUUGCGUAGAUCAGUGUAAGCUUGGGGUCAUUAUAACAUUGCAAAGAUUUUAUAACUUUGGGAGCUCCAGGGUCAAGCCUGAGCUCGGGUUACUUUCUGUGUGGAGUUUUCCAUGUUCUCCAUGUUUCCAUGUGGGUUUCCUCCAUGUUCUCCAGUUUCCUCCCACCUACCAAACACAUGCCAUCAUGUAGGUCAGUGACUCUAAAUUGCCAUUAGGUGUAUAUGUGUGUGUGUGUGUGUGUGUGUGUGUGUGUGUGUGUGUGUGUGUGCGCGUUCCCGGGAAUGGCUAGGAAUCCAGUGAGAGCCUGACCAAGAUAAAGUACUUACUGAAAGUGAAUUUAUGAAUGCUCCUAUGAGGGCCAAAACUUUUGCACUCAUGAGUUGGUGUGUGAACAGUUAGCUGUUCCCAGCUAGAAAUAAACAGACAGACAGACAUGCAUUGCAGUCAACAUUUCCAAACACACACACACACACAUCGUCUGUCACACAGCAGUGCAGCUGCAGCUCUUCUGCUUUUACUGAAUAAAAACUGCUGGUAAGCCA